Ruditapes philippinarum (Manila clam) is the source of this 2356-nucleotide messenger RNA. Its product is annotated as tRNA (guanine(26)-N(2))-dimethyltransferase-like. The record is from RefSeq and is a predicted model, not a curated record. Gene Ontology annotation, cellular component: nucleus. Gene Ontology annotation, biological process: tRNA N2-guanine methylation. The transcript has 7 exons. The coding region runs from base 174 to 1982 and encodes 602 amino acids. Gene Ontology annotation, molecular function: RNA binding. Lineage: Eukaryota; Metazoa; Mollusca; Bivalvia; Venerida; Veneridae.
CCCUCUUCGUCAAACUUCGAAUUAGGAUGAUACCCAAGGUGAUCCGAAAAGAAAGUUGCAUGAGUUUUGCAAUGUUGUGUAAAUGACUAAAUGUAAGCAUUUUAUGGAAUGUACGACAAUAUUUAUUUCAAUCGAUUUAAACGAAUACCUACGUACAGUAUGGCAUAAAUAGUAUGAACCAGUUGGUAAAGGUUUUAUUCAGAAGGUGUUUCAAUCAAUCUGGGCUGAAUUCAACACAGCUGCUCUUAUCCAGAACUACAAUUAACAUUGUGAGGAAGUGUAGCACCAUGGCAGAUGAAGUAUGGAAGGUAGAUAAUAAUGAGAAUGUAGAUAUUGAAAUGGAAGGGUUAUCUACAAAAUUCAGCCUCGUUACAGAAGGCAAAGCUAAAGUUCUCCAGCCAGCAUCAGUGUUCUAUAACCCUGUACAAGAGUUCAACCGAGACCUUACCAUAGCCAUCCUGUCAGAGUUUGCUGAGGAACAUGUUAAACAAGCAAGAGAAAAGAGGCAUAAGAUUUGGCAAAAAGAGAAUCCUGGGAAGGAAUUAAUUGAAGAUGCUGAAGAACCUCUUGUGGCCGGGCAACAGCACCCUGAUGGCAUGAAGAUACUGGAGGGUCUGUCUGCAUCUGGGCUCAGAUCAAUGAGAUUCGGACUGGAGAUUCCUGGUGUUAAGAAAAUCAUUGCCAAUGAUUUUGAUAAACAUGCUGUAGAGGUGAUAGAGAAGAAUAUCAAGAGAAAUAAACUAGAAAAUCUUGUAGAGGCUAGUCACAAUGAUUGUGCUAUGUUAAUGUAUCUGAAUAAAAAAGUGGAUGAUAGAUUUGAUGUGAUUGAUCUAGAUCCGUAUGGUUCUGCAGGUCCUUUUUUGGAUGCAGCUGUACAGUCAAUCAGGGAUGGGGGAUUACUAUGUAUUACAUGCACAGAUGGUGGUACGCUUUGUGGAAAUUUUGGUGAAAAAUCGUUUUCAAUGUAUGGUGGUUUACCACUGAGAAGUAAAUUUUGCCAUGAAAUGGCAUUGAGAAUAAUUUUACACUCUAUAGAAUCACAUGCUGCAACUUACUCUAGAUAUAUAGUGCCUGUUUUAUCACUUAGUGUGGAUUUCUAUUUCCGUUUGUUUGUCCGUGUGUACAGUGGGCAGUUGCAAACAAAAUUUACAGCAGCACAUACAGGCAUGGUGUAUCAGUGUGUUGGAUGCAGCUCAUAUACCGUUCAGCCAUUAUGUGAUACCCAGCCUGGGAAAAAUGACACAUAUAAAUUUAUUCCAUCGCGGGGACCACCUGUCGGUAAAAAUUGUGAACAUUGUGGGUUCCAACAUCAGAUGGGUGGACCGAUUUAUUUAGGACCCCUACAUGAUACAGACUUUGUUGACAAGAUCAUUAGAAGGGCAGCAGCUGAGUCAGAAAAGUUCAAUACUGCAAAUAGAAUAGAAGGAAUGCUGUCUGUUGUGUCAGAAGAGAUUGAAGUACCUCUCUAUUAUGAAGUUGAUGGACUCUACCAGGUCCUACAUUGUUGCCCACCAAAAAUGAUGGAUGUAAGAUCAGCCAUUUUGAAUGCUGGUUACAAGGUAUCAUUUUCACAUGCCUGCAAAAACUCACUGAAAACAGAUGCUCCCAACUCUGUGAUCUGGGAUAUAUUGAGGGCAUGGAUUGAAAAGAACCCAAUUAAGAAAAAUGAACCAGGAUCACCAUGUCAUGCUAUACUCAGUCAGAAACCAUCUAUUGAGGUGAACUUUGAAACUCAUAAUAAAGCUAAUCCAAGAUCAAGGUCACAGAAUUUGACAAGAUGGCAACCAAACCCAGAGAAAAACUGGGGACCAAAACCAAGAGCCAAAAAAUCUAAAGAUAGUGACACGUUAGAAAGUAGAAGAAUAAAAAAUCAAGGCAAACGCAAAAGAAAGGCAGAAGAAGAUAUGGGGGAUGAAAACACUGUGGAAGGCCAAGAGACAGACAAGCAGUCGAAGGCAGGUGGUGAUCAGGCUCAAACAUGAACUUAAGUUUAUUUACAUUGAACCAGUCUUGUACCAGUCUAAGUAACCAGUCUCCGAAGUUAAAAUGAGAUCCUGACUGGUCCAAUAAAAACUCGGAAUAAAAGGCUCUGAACCAGUCUGAGCAAUUUAAGAACUGAUAGUGGAUAUAUUCAUCUAUAAUAUGUAGACAACUAGAAACAUCUUACAGAAUUUAUGCAUUUAAAGAGUACAUAACAUGUAUUUAAAAUAUGUGUAUUAUUAUAAAAGUAUUUCACAUUUUUAUUAAGUUUAUUGAGUCAUCAAGAUUAAUUACUGCGUAAGGAUUAAUUUUUAAAAGAUCUGUUUACUGUGGCAAAUGACAAAAAUAGCUGAAUUAAACAAUUUUAAUAUGAUUA